This is a messenger RNA of Varanus komodoensis (Komodo dragon), 4189 nucleotides long. RefSeq names its product insulin induced gene 1 (gene INSIG1). The coding region runs from base 261 to 1082 and encodes 273 amino acids. The transcript is spliced from 6 exons. Gene Ontology annotation, biological process: cholesterol biosynthetic process; cellular response to insulin stimulus; SREBP-SCAP complex retention in endoplasmic reticulum. NCBI's taxonomy places the organism in Eukaryota, Metazoa, Chordata, Lepidosauria, Squamata, Varanidae. Gene Ontology annotation, cellular component: SREBP-SCAP-Insig complex; endoplasmic reticulum. The record is from RefSeq and is a predicted model, not a curated record.
GCCCAAGAAAGCGCUUCGUCUGCUCACCCCUCCCGAUUUCCCUCGCUCGUCCACGGCGGCGGCGGCGGCGCGAGGGGCGGGGACGCGGCUCGCCCCGUGGCGGCGGGUAACGUGACUUCGGGGCUCGCGGCUUUAUAAGCCGUUUCCGUGGGCGCCGUGGCGCGCGUGAGAGAGGAGGACGGAGACGAGGAGGACUUGCCGUAGGAGCUACGUGGGAGCGUCGUGUGGCAGAAGAGCGAGGGAGCCUGAGGAGAGACUCGAUGGAGAACUCUGUGCCCAGACUGGAUGAUCACAGCUGGAGUUGUUCCUGUACUGUCCGGGGAAGGCAUAGAAGUCCCUUAGGUGGAACUGCUACAGGGCUGGCAGCCAAGGUGGGCGAAAUGCUGAGCAGCUCCGUCUCAAGUUCUCCCCUGACGCUCGUGGGUCAUGGAGCACGGAACCCGAGCGCCUCAGCACUUGGCAGCGGUGCCAGCAGCAGCUUGAACUUGAGCAGGGAUGUGUUGCAGCGGAGCCUGGUACUCUUUGCAGUGGGCACUUUUCUCGCAUUGGUGCUGAACUUGCUGCAGAUUCAGAGGAACGUCACACUCUUUCCCGAGGAGGUCAUUUCGACCAUCUUCUCUUCUGCUUGGUGGGUGCCCCCUUGCUGUGGGACAGCAGCAGCUUUUAUUGGCCUGCUGUAUCCCUGCAUUGACAGCCAUCUUGGGGAGCCUCACAAAUUCAAGCGCGAAUGGGCCAGUGUCAUGCGAUGCAUAGCUGUCUUUGUCGGCAUUAACCAUGCAAGCGCUAAAUUGGAUUUUGCAAACAAUAUCCAACUCUCCUUGACACUGGCAGCUCUGUCACUGGGCCUCUGGUGGACCUUCGAUCGUUCAAGAAGUGGUCUUGGUCUUGGAAUUACAAUAGCUUUUGUAGCUACUCUGAUCACACAGUUUCUUGUCUAUAAUGGUGUUUAUCAGUAUACAUCGCCUGACUUCCUUUACAUCCGAUCCUGGCUACCCUGUAUAUUCUUCUCAGGAGGAGUGACGGUUGGAAACAUAGGACGGCAAUUGGCUAUGGGUGUUCCUGAUAAGCCUCACAGCGACUAAACAUUCGGAUCUGCAGUCCCAGUGUGAAGUCGGGGAAAUACCAGCCCUUGAAUCCAAGCUAGGAAAUUUCUUCUUGAACAACCUGUGUGAGCUCCCCGUGCACCUGAGUGGUGAAGAACAUGUAACUCACCACAGACUGGCUAAGAGCUUACCUUGAUUUUUUUCCAAGAAGUCUCUGGGCUUGGCUGUUCUGCGGAGGGACCCAGAGCCAAUGGAAUGUGUAGUGAGCCUCUGCCUGGGGGCAGGUCUCCAAAGCCCUCCAAUGUUGAAACAGCUACCAUACUGCAAAGUCUUGAAGCAAAACUUAACAGCAAGCUUUGUACAAGUGCCCAAAGAAAGCUGAGUGGUGCUGAAAUGUGGAAUGGGGUUAACGGGAGUAGUGUUUUUCCCAGCAUUCUUUAAGAUAGGGUUUAAUAUGAACGCAGUCGAUGCAGUCCUUCAACUCGUGUUGGAUGAAGGCAUAAUUGGCCAUGGGCAUCACCCACUGGGAAGACGCUGUUUGGAGGAACGACUGAAAUCCAGGGGAGAGGUGCAAGCACCCAGCCCGGUUCAGAGGGGCUUGCAUGGGAGUGCUGUUUUGAAGUGUUCCUUUGACUUGUGUUAUUUUUUUAACUUGAUCUUGUGAAGAUCCCCCUAACUUGUAGACAGAGAAGCAAUAAGUCUGUCAGCCUCUCACCUAACCAAUCUAUGCCCCCCUAUGUCUAUUUAGCAAUUGGAGGCAGCACAGCCAAAAUCAAUUUUUGUUCCGUAAUCCUCGACCCAGCACCUCUGCUCUGUGGGUCCUUAAGUAUUUUACUGAGAAGCUUGUACCCAGGGAGGUACAUCAGCAGAAGAGGAGCACGUCCCUGCAUGGCUCCUGUUGAGCUUUCUGAGGAUCUGGCUGGGUUCAGAGCCCAAAUGAAAGCUGCCACGAGAGAGGCAGGACAUCUAACAGUGUUACUUCUGGAUGCAUCUUGUAAAUGAACCCUUGUUCUACAUUGCAUUUCUGAAGCAAUCACUUUGUGGGAUUUUGGUUUGGAGGUUUUUCCUGGGGUGUUUUUUUGUUUUUUGGCAGCCCUAUAAAACUUGCAAUCUGUGAUUGCAUGAGAAGGAAGAGUGCUUAUGUCACUACAUUAAACCAUCUGGUGUUCUAAAUAACUUCAUGGCGAGCACAGUAGUAAUUUUGAUAGCAUCAACCACAGUUGAGCUAAUCCAUGGAUACUGGGUCUCAAAAUCUAAAGUGCAAUGUACAGCUGAACGAAAUCUGAGCCUUGUGGUCUCCUCUUUAGUAUGUCUAGUGAACAGUGACUAUUAAAGAGAAGGGGUCUGAACUCAUUUCAGUGCUGCAUGGAGCAAAAAUCAGCAAUAGUUUCACUGGUCAUGCGCAUUUGUACCUUCCACCGGGCCUGUUAAACGGAAGGCUCCAGUCUCGUAGUUCUGCUGCACAAGCGAACUCCUACUGGGCUACCUUUGUAUCAGACGCAAAGAUCUUCCAUUUCCAGCCUCAUAUGGUGCCUAGCCUAGCCUAGCCAGUGGCUUAUGCUUCAGACCCUACGCUGAAGCCGGGGUUUUACAGAAGAAAACAGCCCAGAACAGUAUUUCUCAAACUGCUUAAGCUUUGGUGCCCUUAACUUUUUGUGUCUUCUGAGCAGCCCCUGCCCAAACCUACUGGCAACUCUUUGGCAUAUUGUGGGUGCACAGAAUCUGUGCACUGUCAUAUGGAAACGGCCUGCUGCCGCCAAGAAAAGGUACUGUGAACUGGGGCACGAGUCCCAUGCGGGCAUUGGAAGAAGGCAAAGGCAUCGUGGGACCCGCUCCAAAAGCCCACCAAAGGCAGGGCGCUGCCUCUGUUCAGAAGCCUCCAUAUACCAGCACUCGUGGCCACCACAGCAGUUGCUGCUGUUGCUGCUCUGGAGGAGGAGCUGACUUUGCCCGCCACAGACCACCUUUCCUGCUCAGGAGCCCUCCACUCCCUGCUUGCUACAUGCCUUCCCGGGAACAUAGUUUGGGAGCCACUGUCCUAAAACUAGGAAUGCCAGCGAAGUUCUUCAGGCUUGGAGCUGGAAAGUCUCUCCAAGGGCUAUUAGAAGAAGCAGGCUUUGCAAGCCCUGAAAUGCUUCUCUGUCUUGGCUUAAAAUCUGAGCUGGAAAAUAAUUCCUGGUUGAUACCUACCAGCUGUCUUGGUGCAGCAGCUCCUGGGAGAAAGGCCACCUUCCCUUGUCCCUUCUGGGCAUUCCUCUCCACUGGAUAGGGAAAUGGAGAAAGGGACAGAAGAGAAUGCAGCCCUCUCCCACUGUAGCUUGCCAUCAUUUGAAAACUGUGAAGGCUGCUGAGGAGGGAAGGCAUUUUUCUAAAUCUUUGGAUUGGCUGGGAAAAAUGAUCUGAGAUUGGCCGAAUGCUUGGAAGAUUUUAGAAAAAUUUCCCACCUAAGCAUACAAAUGUUCACCCAUCUCUUAGCACAUUUUUUUUUGUGGGGGGGGGGUGGAACCUAAAAAGCUGUUUCAGUUUAAAUGCUCUUAAUUCAGGUGGUUGGAAAAUCUCAAAUAGUAAGGUACAAGUUAUUUACUUUGAAGGAGUUCCAUUGUUGACUGUUUUAAAACUGAAAAAACAAACUGGUUGCAACCUUAAAUCCUGGCUUGUCAAAUUUCAUUGGGUUGUAAAAGGUUCUUAAUACCCUUUCUCUGCUAAUGUAAAUAGUCCAAUUUCAACUGUGUUUCUCAAGUGCAUAUGCCCAAGCGCUGUAUCCUCUAGAUUUAGUUUGCGAUACCGUCACGCAGGACAGUGAAGAAUUACUUUCCUGUGUUAAUACCUUAAUGCGAGAUAUGAUGAAAAAGGACAAUAGUAACUGUAAAUAAUGUAGUCAUAAAAUCAGUAAGUAUUUUAUUUGUAAAGGUUUAUUUGUAAAUCUGUGUUUUGACAAGACAGCCAAAAUACACGUUAGAAGUUCAAUCUUGCCAAUACUUGUUAAGUAUCUGAACCAAAGUGAUCAGAGCUGUGUCACAGAAGAGUGUGGGGUGGGUGGGGACUUGCACUAUUCUGGAUUUGAAUCCUUUGAUUCUCAGACUCAGUAGGUUUUUCAACUGUGUGUUUUUUUAAAAAAAUAAAAAGCUAUUAAAGGUUUCAAACAA